AUGACAGCCUGUACCGGGCAGAGCCUCACACAUGGGGAUGACAGGAGCUCACUUUUUCGUGAGGAAUUUCUUCAUUGGGCACGACACACAAAACUGGCGAAGGUUUUUGGGAAACAUACCUACAAGUUUGACCUUGGAGAAGGAGAGCUGGUGGUCUACCACGAAUCUUGCGAGAGAGUCUGCAAACGACCAGCAUCAGGGCUAGCAGUUUGCACCCCUUGCUCAGAUGUGAAGUUGGCCCAGUCAGCUCUCAAAUCAGCCAUUCGAUUUUGCCUCAAAUACUGGGCUGCAAAAAUUCUAGAGGCUCGGUUGUUGUGCAGCGAUGCUCAUAUACAGGUGCUGUUGGAAGACUUUAGGAAGACCGCCCUGUACAAGACUCAGAAAGACAAAGCCGAGGAGUUGGUGACCAUGUCGGAGAGAGACUUGCAGGCUUGGGUACGUAGGUCCUGGACCAAAGUGCGCCGUUGCGAUUGCUCAGAACCGCAGCUUCUCUUUCUGGACAGUGUGGUGAGGCCCUUGCUUACAAUCAGCGUGGAUGAUUGCAAGAAAGAUACAAGGCAGCUAGCCAACCAAUAUGCCAUGCAAUUGGCAUCUGGAAACCUGUCAGAGCUGGGUCAGGUGACAUGCAGGAUCAUGAAGGAUGCCAGCUCCGGACGGCUGGCCAGUUGUCCUGCAGCUCUGGGGAUUGUGCUGCAGUGUUUGGAAAUGGUCGACAGGCAGGAACGUGGUGUGCAGUCAAUGAAGAGACCCCGGGCCAUGACCGAUAGCGAGGCUGCCAUGGUACAGGAAGCUGGAGUGUUACUUGCUUCCAAUGGUUGCUCACAGGAUCUGAUGAGGCGUUUUGGCUUCAAUAAAAAGAACAUUUUGAGAACUCAUUGUCGCCUGGAGAACUUGUUGGAGGCCAACCUACCUUGCCCUGGCCUCUCCCUGGUGUUCCCAGAUGUGUUGAUGCAGAACCUUUGCAUCAUAGACAGCACAAUAGCUCGACGCGAAGGAUGCCACAAGAAGAGGAUGGUCCUUUGCUUUGACUCAACCUAUUUGCUUCCAAUGCAACAGGCCCUACAUCUUCAUGGGGAAAAAGCAUUGAUCGGGUCGCCUUUUCACAUGGGUGACAUGACGAAUCCAGACAAGACCUGCUUCCAGAAGAUUGUACCAGGCGAGAAAGUCAAGGAACAGACCAAAGCCAAUCGAAUGAUGGAAUUCUUGAUGUGGGAUCCAAGCAGUCCAAACCAUCAAUCCUCGAGUUUGUGCUGCCUUCCAUUGUCUCUGAAGUGGUUGAACUCUCCAGAUACAACAAGUUCAUGGGAAUUGCUACGUAUCGUGGACGAGGUCAUGUUCCAAGCUGCUGACUUUGUGCAGAUGUUCAUCUUUGAUGGCGAGACAUGUCACCAGAUCAUUAGAAGUGCAGUUCAUGGUGACGCCAAUCUUGCAAUCAAGCGGCAGCUGAUGGAGACAAAGUUCUUUUCCAAAAUCAGAUAUCGCCCCAUAGAAGGGCUAGAGUCUUUGCCAAGAAUUCCAUUGAAGAUCGCCUUUGUUGAUGGACACCCGCUUUGGGCUUUGCCGGGGCCUGCCCAUGCCCUAAAGAAUGCGGCGGCGCAAUUAUGCGCGGAGGGUAAGGUCUUGCAGUUCGGGUUGUACUUUGCAGACGCCUCUGGUGCCCUCUCAGGAGGGUUGCUUCGGACGUGUGCAAAGUACGCUUUGGCUUCUGCCCUGCACUUGGUCUCAGAAUGCAGCGGGAUCAGCAAGAAUGUUCUGACGCAGAUGUACCAGAAUGAAUGCGUCAAUGAUUUCUUUGAGGACGAGGACGAGGAAUGCCCAGACGAAUCCUUGGAGGAAGCCAUGCAACAGGAAGCGCAGGCCAUUUGUGAUGCAGCUUCUGAGCAAGAUAUGGAGAAAGUCUUGGGCCACAUUAGCGAAGUGGCCGCAGAGGAGUUCACUAGCGAAGAUCGAUUUGAGGAAGCAGAUCCUGCUGAAUGCAAAGAUUUGGACGAGAUGCUUCCAGACGGUGUGCAACUUUUGGAUCUCACUCAUGAAUCCAAAGACUCCUCAGAAGCAAAAGAAAUCUCUGGGAAAGCUGAUUUCCCAAAGACUUUGAGAGAAGCUGUGGCAAGUCCCAACAUGUGGGCAGGGCUAUGGCAAUUAGCAGUCCAGCUUCGAUGUGGUGAGAAUGGGAUGGACGCAAAGUUCCUGAAAGCUGCUGAAGUGGUUAGGAAAAGAUCAAGGAAGUUGAACUGGCAUCAGUCUUUGGAGAUGGACCUGAAAGAGAUUCGGAUGCAGGAGGAUGGCAUGCUGGCGGGCCAGCGGGGGUCCAGGAUGUCAAAGUGGAUCCAAUCGUCAGCAGAGCUCAGGAAGAAAGCGGGCUUGGACGCACCAGAUCAAUUUCAGAUGGGUCAAGUUGUUCUGCUGAACAUGGGCAUGAAAUCAGAGCCGGCGGCGGGCGUGGUUCUGACAUUGUUUCCUGUCGGGAAAAAGCCCAAACCAUGUGCUCAAAGAAUUCCCUUGACGCAUGUCAAGUCAUUCAGAGCGACGAUCCUGGAGGAACGGGAGUUUGGCGACGAUGUCAUGCUGGUGCCCUCCACGAACACCUGGAGGUACUCACAAGAACAUGUGCUAGCGAUACUUGAUGUGAAAGAUGAGACGGAUUUGGCUCAGGGCAAGAUCUUUCUUACCCCUGAGUCUUGGCAAGUGCUUGAGCGUCUGAGGCUGUCCCAGAGCUACCUGACCAGACGAACAAGAAGCGAAAGCCGAAAUCCAUGA
Durusdinium trenchii is the source of this 2757-nucleotide messenger RNA. The record is from the annotation of a GenBank genome assembly. NCBI's taxonomy places the organism in Eukaryota, Dinophyceae, Suessiales, Symbiodiniaceae.